Molecule: messenger RNA, 450 nt
Organism: Nyctereutes procyonoides (raccoon dog)
Lineage: Eukaryota; Metazoa; Chordata; Mammalia; Carnivora; Canidae
Product: protein cornichon homolog 1-like
Biological process (GO): vesicle-mediated transport
Source: RefSeq, a predicted model, not a curated record
AUGCCUUUUAAAUUCAGGGCCUUCUGCAACAUGCUGGUGAUGCUGCUCACCACUGCUCUCAUCUUCUUUGCCAGCUGGCAUAUUGUAGGAUCUGGUAAGUUGAGGACUGAUUACAAGAACACCUUGAAUGUUCUUCCAGUACAAUACCUUGAAUCUCUUGUAUUUCCAGAAAACUUUAUCCAGGUUUUCUUCUGUGUCGUGCUUCUUUGUGCACCUUGUGCAAGGUGGCUUAUCCUGGGUCUCAAUAUGCCCCCUUUGGCAUAUUGUAUUUGGAGGUGUAUGAAUUGACCAGUCAUGAGUAGACCAGAUCAUGACCCCAUGACCAUCAUGAAUGUAGAUAUUCUGGUGUAUUGUCAGAAAGAAGGAUGGUGCAAUUUGCUUUUUUAUCUUCUAGGUUUUUUUUUUUUGAACUACCCAAGCAGUAUGAUCUACAUUUUGAUGAGCUCUUAG